Sphaeramia orbicularis (orbiculate cardinalfish) is the source of this 1203-nucleotide messenger RNA. RefSeq names its product claudin-11-like. The record is from RefSeq and is a predicted model, not a curated record. NCBI's taxonomy places the organism in Eukaryota, Metazoa, Chordata, Actinopteri, Kurtiformes, Apogonidae. Gene Ontology annotation, cellular component: membrane; bicellular tight junction. Gene Ontology annotation, molecular function: structural molecule activity. The transcript is spliced from 3 exons. Bases 169 to 831 code for a protein of 220 amino acids.
CUCCUGUGUGGAAUGACUGAACUGCACACUCAGCUUUUAUGGUCAGAGCUGAUUCUGAGUUCUGAGUCUGUCCUGAGCUGUAUUUUUUCUGAUCUCUCUAUAGUCAGACUCAGUUUUUAGGUUUAGGGAUUUGUAACGGUUUCCUCCUCGGACCUGCGGGUUUGUGCCAUGGCGAACUCCUGUCUCCAGCUGAGCGGCUUUCUGAUCAGCUGUCUGGGAUGGCUGGGCAUCGUGAUCGCGACGUCGACCAACGAUUGGGUGACCAUGUGUAAAUACGGCUUGAACACCUGUAAGAAGAUGGACGAGCUGGGGGCCAAGGGGCCGUGGGCGGAAUGCGUCAUCUCCACGGGACUGUACCACUGCGUGUCCCUGACCCAGAUCCUGGACCUGCCAGCCUACAUCCAGACCACUCGAGCCCUGAUGAUCACAGGCUCCAUCCUGGGUCUCCCUGCUGUGGGAAUGCUCCUCAUGUCCAUGCCCUGCAUCAGCCUUGGCAACGAACCCCAGAGCUCCAAGAACAAACGCUCCGUUGUGGGUGGACUGCUUGUUCUGAUUGUUGCACUCUGUGGUGUGGUGUCUACCGUGUGGUUUCCCAUCGGAGCGCACCAGGAACAGGGCCUCAUGUCCUUCGGCUUCUCCCUCUACACCGGCUGGGUGGGCACCAUCUUCUGCCUGUUGGGGGGGUCCAUUCUCACCUGCUGCUCCUCAGACUCCUCCUCUUCUUCAUCCCACUCAUACCAAGACAACAACCGCUUCUACUACUCCAAACAGGGAGGUGGCAGCGCGCCGGCCGCCUCCUCGGCCAAUCACGCCAAGAGCGCCCACGUGUGAAGACAGGAGACGUUUUGAUUCACCAGGAUGGACGUGGUGUCGGGGACUGUAGUAUGUACUGUAUAUAGAGACGGACUGUAAAUACACACAUUCAAACACGUCAGCGUCUCACAGUCAUAUGAAAACCAAGAUGAAGUUGAUCUGUGUGCAGUAGGGUGGUUCACAAUGUGAUGGUAGAAGUACAAGUUUUCUAAAUGAUGCCAGAUGGUAUUUUGCCUUGCUCCUACUGCCGUUGUGAACAUCUGUAACAAAAGUUGAGCCAAUAGGACGCCAGUAAAGGGUGGCACACUUUUUCACAAUUUUUAUUGUUCUACAUAAGAAUGCGUAACUUUGGCAAAAACAUAACUUUAACAAUACAAAGAUAAAUCUGCU